Messenger RNA from Macrosteles quadrilineatus (aster leafhopper), 645 nucleotides. Its product is annotated as formin-2-like. The coding region runs from base 1 to 645 and encodes 214 amino acids. The record is from RefSeq and is a predicted model, not a curated record. NCBI's taxonomy places the organism in Eukaryota, Metazoa, Arthropoda, Insecta, Hemiptera, Cicadellidae. The transcript has 2 exons.
AUGUUUAAGAUCACAACACAGGCUGUGCUGAGGGACGAUAAAAAAGAAAGCCCUGAGGUUGAAAAGAAUUGCAGAACCAUUAUACCCAUUAUACCAUUAUACCCCAUUAUACCCUACCUCAAGGCACGUGCCAUCCCGAGACCACCCUACCUCAAGGCACGUGCCAUCCCGAGACCACCCUACCUCAAGGCACGUGCCAUCCCGAGACCGCGCUACCUCAAGGCACGUGCCAUCCCGAGACCGCCCUACCUCAAGGCACGUGCCAUCCCGAGACCGCGCUACCUCAAGGCACGUGCCAUCCCGAGACCGCCCUACCUCAAGGCACGUGCCAUCCCGAGACCGCGCUACCUCAAGGCACGUGCCAUCCCGAGACCGCCCUACCUCAAGGCACGUGCCAUCCCGAGACCGCCCUACCUCAAGGCACGUGCCAUCCCGAGACCGCCCUACCUCAAGGCACGUGCCAUCCCGAGACCACCCUACCUCAAGGCACGUGCCAUCCCGAGACCGCCCUACCUCAAGGCACGUGCCAUCCCGAGACCACCCUACCUCAAGGCACGUGCCAUCCCGAGACCGCCCUACCUCAAGGCACGUGCCAUCCCGAGACCACCCUACCUCAAGGCACGUGCCAUCCCAAGUGGACCUUAA